AUGGCCCUCAUCAACCCGGUCCACGCCUUCAUCGUCCCCUUUCUCGUCGUCGCGACAACCCCUCUGGCCAUCUUAGCCGUCAUCACCACUACCUUGGCCUUUUCUAUUCUCCUCUGCCGCGUCAUUGUCGUUUAUCUCGGAGUCGCCCUAUCGCUCGUCCCCUCCUACCUUGGGAAUCACACGAGCCGCCCUCGCCGCCGCCAGCGGCACCUUGAGGACUCUUACCGUCGCCUCUCUUCUGCCACCAGUAGCACCUACAGCACCCACAGCACCCACAGCAAUGAGAAUAUUAGCCCCACCAUGGUCACCCAGCAGCAAACGCUGUACAGGAGGCGGCACCGCAGGCCUAGCAACGUGAGCGCCGGUACUGUCACGGGCACAAGCAUCGUCUCCGCAGGCUCCACCACUCCGGUCGGAGACACGGGACUCGGCUUGAUGCCGAGCGUCGGUGCUGAGCGCGACUUUGAAGGCAUAGGAGGCUGGCGCUCCGCUCAAGACGACGAUGACGAGACCUGGACUACAAUCAACUCGCGCUUCGAGUACCCUGACCGCACGUAUACGCGCAGCCAUCACCGAACCCCCUCUGGCGGACCUGCCACACCUGGAGAAAGCGGCCUCCUCAUGAUGAAGUCCGCACGUGGUCAGAGUCCCGAGGGGCCGCCAUCGCCCAACAGCUCUCGCGCGAGGACACCAUCGGUAUCACGUACAAGCGUCGCCAGCAUGGCCAACAGCGAUGGCCACUUCCCCCUUGGCAUGUCUCCGACCAUUUCCAAGAAGCUGACGACACACCCGACGUAA
Molecule: messenger RNA, 798 nt
Organism: Drechmeria coniospora
Lineage: Eukaryota; Fungi; Ascomycota; Sordariomycetes; Hypocreales; Ophiocordycipitaceae
Exons: 1
Coding region: 1-798 (265 amino acids)
Source: RefSeq, a predicted model, not a curated record